AUGGUUGUAGGAAGGAAUAACACGAUUGUGACAAAAUUCAUCCUCCUGGGAUUUUCAGACCAUCCUCAAAUGAAGAUUUUCCUUUUUGUGUUAUUUCUGGGGAUUUACCUCCUGACCCUAGCCUGGAACCUGAGCCUCAUUGCCCUCAUCAGGAUGGACUCCCACUUGCACACGCCCAUGUACUUCUUCCUCAGUAACCUAUCCUUCCUAGAUAUCUGCUAUGUGUCCUCCACAACUCCGAAGAUGCUCUCUGACAUCAUCACAGGGCAGAAAACCAUUUCUUUUGUUGGCUGUGCCACGCAGUACUUUGUGUUCUGUGGAAUGGGGCUGACUGAAUGCUUUCUUUUGGCAGCCAUGGCAUAUGACCGCUAUGCUGCAAUCUGCAACCCAUUGCUCUACACAGUCCUCAUAUCCCAUACACUUUGUUUCAAGAUGGUGGCUGGGGCCUACGUGGGUGGAUUCCUCAGUUCUUUGAUUGAAACAUACUCUGUCUAUCAGCAUGAUUUCUGUGGGCCCAACAGGAUCGACCACUUCUUCUGUGACCUUCCUCCAGUUCUGGUUCUGUCCUGCUCUGAUACCUUUGCCAGCCAGGUGGUGAACUUCAUUGUGGGUGUUGUUGUUGGAAUGGUUUCUGUCCUUGUGAUCCUCAUUUCUUAUGGUUACAUUGUUGCUGCUGUCCUGAAGAUCAGCUCAGCUAAAGGCAGGUCCAAGGCUUUCAACACCUGUGCUUCUCAUCUAACAGCAGUUUCCCUCUUUUAUAUCUCGAGUGUCUUUGUCUAUUUGAGUUCCAGCUCUGGCGGUUCCUCCAGUUUUGACAGAUUUGCAUCAGUAUUCUACACCGUGGUCAUCCCCAUGUUGAAUCCUUUGAUUUACAGUCUGAGGAACAAGGAAAUCAAAGAUGCCUUGAGGAGUUUACAGAAGAAGAGAUGGUACUGCUGA
Molecule: messenger RNA, 939 nt
Organism: Herpailurus yagouaroundi (jaguarundi)
Lineage: Eukaryota; Metazoa; Chordata; Mammalia; Carnivora; Felidae
Product: olfactory receptor 5A2-like
Exons: 2
Coding region: 1-939 (312 amino acids)
Biological process (GO): G protein-coupled receptor signaling pathway
Cellular component (GO): membrane
Molecular function (GO): G protein-coupled receptor activity; olfactory receptor activity
Source: RefSeq, a predicted model, not a curated record